Molecule: messenger RNA, 1882 nt
Organism: Clarias gariepinus (North African catfish)
Lineage: Eukaryota; Metazoa; Chordata; Actinopteri; Siluriformes; Clariidae
Exons: 5
Coding region: 22-609 (195 amino acids)
Source: RefSeq, a predicted model, not a curated record
UUCGCUGCUGGGACAGCGACCAUGGCUAAAGGAUGUCUAAUUCUCUGUGUCCUGACUGAAGUCCUGCUUAUCACAACAGCCUAUGGGAAAGUUACAGUAAACUGUCCGAGUCAAAUUGGAACUGGGGGAGGACCAUUACAUCUAACCUGCACUGUUGCAUGUGAUGGAUGUAGUUCCACAAAUGCAUAUUUAUGGAAAAAAGCAAACAAUUUUGUCUCCUGCAAGGAAAAGGAUCGUGUCAUCACUACUGGCAAAAGUCAUACAUUUAAUUGCACAAUUGAAAAGACAUUAAUGGAAGUCAAUGGAGCGUUGACGUUUUGGGCACAAAUGACAGCUGGAGUUGUAUCUACAAAUUUCAACGUGACCAUCGUACCGCCUGUUAAUCCCACUAGACAAUUUUCUUUGGCUGAUCCAGACAAAAACAAACCACCUGAAGAAAUGCAUGAUUUACCUCCAAACUCACGUACAGCUGCAGUGGCUCUAACUGUUGUAUCAUGUUUCAUCAUAAUCAUCAUGGUUACAUUUUUCUUAAAAAGAAAGAUAAAUGAUAAUAGAACAUUUUCAGCACUAUGCACUCACAGAAUGAUCACAGAAACUGAUACACUGUAAUCAUAAAACAUGGUUGUGUCAGGCUCAGAAAGAGUGACUGAGUAUAUGAGAAAAUGUGGGGUUAAGAGGGAAAAUACAACCUCAGAUAUAUGGCUGAAAAUGGACUGGUGUGAAAUGAUUUCGGUUCUUACAGUGGCCCCUAGGGUUAAAGUACAAAAGUGAAAGUACACAAAAUACAGAAAGGCGGAAGUAAUAAAGAGCAGAUCUUUGGCUAUGUUUUGUUUUGCGUGUACUUUGACUUUGGUAAGUGUUUCUGUGUUUAUCGCUUGUUCCUUUAAUCUUUGUUCUUUCACUUCUGUAUACACUUUAUCCAUAGUGGCCAGUGUAGGUUCUACAAAGGUGGUAAUUGUCUUUAAAUACACUGCCUGGCCAAAAAAAAAAAAAUGAAAGAAAGAAAAAUGCAGACUGAGAUGGUUACAGCACACAAUAUGGAGUCCAGUUCAUGUGUUAAUAAUGAUUCCUCAUGCUCCCAGAACCACUAUUUCCUAAUUUGUGUCAUGAAAUAUGGCUGUGCCAUAAGAAAAGGAAAACGCCAUGACAGUGAUAACCUGGUCAUUCAGUACAUCCAGGUUAUCAGCUGUCUUCAUUUUAUUGCCGCAUAAUGUUGCUGACCAAUGAAGCAAUCCUAGAUCAUACCACUGCUUCCAGAGGCUUACAGUGGGCACUAUGCAUGAUGGGUGCAUUGCUUUCCCUUUCUACCCUGAUGCAGCCAUCGCUCUGGAAAAGGGUCAGUCUAGAUUUAUCAGACCACGUUACUUUUUCCCAAUGCUCCAAAGUCAAUCUUCAUUCUCCCUAGCAAACUAAAGCCUUUUUUUCUAAUGAAACACAACUGUUUAGUCCCAAUUCUGUGUAGUCACAACAACCCACAUCACAUUAGGUGCGCACAGAAAUGCUCUUACUGUUGAUUUUUGUUUUACCUUGAAACUUCACCAAGUGUUUAAGUGAGCUCCAUUCAUGUUUUCCCACUCAUUUCAUAAAGUAUUUUUUUCUGACAACAUUUUUUUCACAAAGUUGAUGGUUCAACACUAUCCUUCCAGGUGUUGAUAACAUGUUCUUUGAUAAUCGUUUCUUAGCCCAGUUUCGGGAAUUUCAAAUCUUUAGUUGUUUACUCUCCUUGUUGCAGUCCAAUAAUUUGACCCUUCUGAAAUGGCAAUUUUUUUUUCUGGCCAGGUAGUGUAUCAGAAUUGGUUUUAACAGCAGCUUUUUUUUUUUUUUGCAUUUACUACAUUAACAAAAAUGUAUAGGAAUAUAAUUAUAGCUUUAUAAUUCUCAA